Molecule: messenger RNA, 5886 nt
Organism: Lathyrus sativus (Indian pea)
Lineage: Eukaryota; Viridiplantae; Streptophyta; Magnoliopsida; Fabales; Fabaceae
Source: the annotation of a GenBank genome assembly
AUGUGGACGAACGUUUUCAAAAUUGGUAGUCUGCAUCAGAUAUCAUGGUUUCAGUUUCUCCCUCACGAACCUGAUCUGAGCCCUCUUCCCGACAAAAGUGUAAAAGCGGACCAGAAGGAUGCUGCAAUGUUACUGGUGCUUUCAUCACAUCUGCAACUACAGAAGGAAGGGUUUCUCAGUUCAUGGACCAAUUCCUUUGUUGGACCCUGGGAUCCAUCUCAGGGUUUGCAUAAUCCUGAUGAAAAGAUUAAGCUGUGGCUUUUUCUUCCAGGGCGUCAUUCAUCAGUUUCUGAAACUGCUCAACCAGCAUUAUCCGGAUUAAGAGUUGUUGCGUCUGGGCUCUGGGUCGCUCCUGGGGAUUCAGAAGAGGUUGCAGCUGCUCUCUCUCAGGCUUUAAGGAAUUGCAUAGAAAGAGCGCUGCUUGGGCUUUAUUACAUGAGAUUUGGAGAUGUAUUUUCAAAGGUCCAUCAAUUUCAAAGGGAAGAACUGCUAAGGAGAGGACACCCUGCAUUUGAGUUUGUCUUUGCUGCAACAGAGGAGGCAAUCUUUAUACAUGUCAUAGUGUCCUCAAAGAAUAUCCGAAUGCUUUCCACUGGUGAUCUAGAAAAACUAUUGAAACAUUCUUCGGAGACAACAUAUAGACUUCCAGUGGUUGUAUCUCCUCAUGGAAUACGUGGCAGCUUGACUGGCUGUUCAUCAAGCGAUCUUGUCAAGCAAAGUUAUUUCAGCAGCUCUUCCAAAUUAAGGGUGUCAAAUGGAAUUAUAGGUCUUCCAUAUCAUGCUUCCCAGGGUGUUGGUUGCCAGCUAAGGGGGCAGAAUUGUUUUGUUGAAGUGAGCCUUGGGUUCCCUAGAUCUGAAACUGACAAGGCAUUGCAGUCAAACAAAAAUAUUGUUAGGAAUUUACCCAAAUCUCCUGUCACGGGACAAAGUGAUCACAAAGGAUCACCAGAUCAUUUGUCAGAUAAUGAGAAAACAUUUCUCUAUCCAGCUGAGGCAGUGCUUGUACCUGUUUUUCAAACGUCGUUAGCUAGGUCUUCUUUGAGAAGAUUUUGGCUUCAGAAUUGGAUGGGUCCAUCCCUGACUGGUUCCUCGUCCUUUAUUCACUGUGCGGGUAAUGUGGAAUCUACUGAAGAUCCUUGGACGGAAUACAAUGGAUCCCGAACUCAAAAUGGUUAUGAUAGUAGUAGCAAUAGCAACAGUAGCAGUAUCAGUAGCUUAAGUGCCAGCUCCAGUGAUAGUGAUUACAAGACUACAGGACCAAGUGAACUAGAGGCAGAUGCUGAUUCUUUAGCGUGUAGACAGUCUAUGAUAUCUUCUGUUGAUCGAUUGGGAAGUGAUGGCCCCAAAUUGGGCUCUAAGCGGUCUCGACCAGGUACACAGUCAUUAAGUGCGACUACAAAUAUUCCUGGGCAAGAUGCGUACAUGUCUGAUUUUGGUUCCAUGGAAGUUAACAAUUCAGCCAUUACAAGAGCAGAGAAUGAGCCAAUUGGGUCUUACUGGGACUGGGGUGACAAUGAUGAGGAGAAUAGAGGCAUGGAAAUGGAUAUUCAAGCUCUUCUAUCCGAGUUUGGUGAUUUUGGCGACUUCUUUGAAAAUGACGAUUUACCUUUUGGAGAGCCCCCAGGAACUGCUGAAUCUCAGGCCCUUAUAUUGUCUGCUCCGGAUUGUGGAGAUGUCAACAGUAGUCCAGUUGGUAACGAUAUGAUGGAUGUUUCAGAUCAAAUGCAUUUGCCUGUUGGGUUUUCUUCCUUUGAGAGCUUUAAUCCAACUCCUCCACCAGUCAUGGAGGAGUGUCCUAACAAAGAUCAAGAUAACUUGAAUAACUCCAUGUCAAUGGGUGCAACUAAUCAAACUCAAAUGUUGUAUACUGGGGAAUUUGAUCAUAUAAUAAAAGCUGAAGCAAUGAUGACAUUCGCUCCUGAAUUUGGAGCUGUUGAGGCCCAUACUAGUGGGUUAUCCACCACAUUGUUCAGAAGCCCUUACUUUCCAAAGUCUCGAAAAGCAGAGAGUUCAAAUUCUUGUUCAAACAAUUACUUGUAUGGCGCAGAGCCACCCUCUUCUUCCUAUAUUGAAGGAUCCGAGGGGAAGAAUGGACUGGUUAUCAAUACAAAAACAUGUUCCGGAAAAAAUGAUACAAGUAUGACUCUCCACUCAAAAAAUUACUAUACUUUUGUGGAGAGUAGGAAAGACAUAAAUGACAAAAAAGCAGUUGCAGGUGUUGUUAACAACAUUGCUAAAUCUGAGGGGAUAAUACAACCUCCGUUCUCGAACAUUGGUUCUAAUGCCCCUGUCAAGUCUGUUUUAAGGAAGAUUACCGAAAGCACAAAGGACACUGGAGGCACAAAGGAUGCAGAACAUUUCACUCUAUCUGCAAAAACAUUAUUGGCAACUGAUGUUACCUGUGCUAUGUCACAAGCUUCCAUGUGCAGGUUAAGACACACACUCUUGUCUUCUGGUAACAACCUCAUUCCUGUUGGUUUGAGCAGAUCCACUGGGGUUACAUUUUCUAAUCAGCUUCAUAAUGACCCGAGUACCACUACAGAUAACAUAUCUGUCAAGUAUGAGGUGAAAAAGAAAGAAAAUAUACCAGUUAGGAUUGCAGGUGAUAUUGAUGGAGGAAUGCUUGAUGGGCACCUCAAUGCACCUGUUGGUGUUUGGCGCUCUGUAGGAGCUUCAAAAGUCGUAAAACCUUCCAGUUCACCGAACAUGGAAGUUGGUCCUUCCUUUUCCCAUAAUUCAUUCAACGAAGAAGGCAUCCUUUCUUAUGGUCAAAGAAAACCACUUCAGGAGCUUCUUGAUGGUAUCACAUUACUUGUCCAACAGGCUACUUCCUUUGUUGAUCUGGCAUUGGAUGCGGAUUGUGGUGAUGGUCCUUAUGGCCUGCUUGCGCUGCAAGAACAGUGGAGGCGUGGGUUUUGUUGUGGGCCUUCAAUGGUCCAUGCUGGUUGUGGGGGAACUCUUGCCUCUUCUCAUUCGCUGGAUAUAGCUGGUUUGGAAUUAGUGGAUCCACUUUCUUCUGAUGUUCAUGCAUCUACUGUGAUCAGUUUGUUGCAAUCUGACAUAAAAACAGCUUUAAAGUCGGCAUUUUCUAAUUUGGAAGGGCCACUAUCUGUGACUGAUUGGUGCAAAGGACGCAACCAUUUAGUUGAUACUGGAAGCGUAGUUGAUGGGGUUUCUGCUGAAUCUAGCAUUAGUGAAUGUAGGGAUUCUUCGGAACCAUUGAGCCCAUCCCAAUCAUCUGUUUGUGGAUCAUCCAGUUUUAAAGUUUCCAGCAUGAUGGAUAGUGCCAAGGUGGAUGAGACUUCCCAAAGGAGAUCUGGUCAAGAUAUGUGCAAUUCAGAGACAGAGCAGCACCUGUGCUCCCGGCUAAAACCCACCCUCAUUGCUGUUCCAUUUCCUUCUAUACUCGUAGGGUAUCAGGAUGAUUGGCUCAAGGCAUCAGCAAACUGUCUGCAGCACUGGGAAAAGGCUCCUCUUGAACCUUAUGCUCUGCAGAAACCUAUUACGUAUCACGUUGUAUGUCCCGACAUUGAUCCCCUUACUUCUGCUGCUGCUGAUUUUUUUCAACAACUAGGAACAGUCUAUGAGAUGUGCAAGUUAGGUACUCAUUCACCUCUGGUCUUGGGGAAUCAGAUGGAGAUUGAGCCCGCGAAGUCGUCAUCUUGUGGUUUUGUUCUACUUGAUUGUCCACAAUCAAUGAAGAUUGAGAGCAGCAAUGCAUCUCUUGUUGGUUCAGUAAGUGAUUAUUUUUUAUCUUUAUCUAAUGGUUGGGACCUGACUAGUUAUCUCAAGUCUCUUUCAAAGGCGCUGAGAGCUUUAAACCUCAACUCUUGUCUUUCUGCGAACUCCACUGAAGGAAGUAACAAUUCCUGUUUGGUAAUCUAUGUGGUGUGCCCGUUUCCUGAUCCAUCUGCAAUUUUACAAACUGUUAUUGAAUCAUCUGUGGCCAUUGGAUCAGUUAUCCAACAGUCAGACAGAGAGAGAAGAUCUAGCUUGCACAGUCAGGUUGUAAAGGCAUUGAGUGGUUUGGCAACCGUUGAUGAAGCUUCAGGAUCUAAUAUCCCUGUGCUUUCUGGGUUUAGUAUUCCUAAAUUGGUCUUGCAGAUAGUUACAGUCGAUGCCAUUUUCAGAGUCACAAGUCCAUCAGUGAGUGAGCUUGUUAUUUUAAAAGAGACUGCCUUUACUGUGUACAGCAAGGCUCGUCGUGUUUCACGUGGCAUCUCUAGUGAUUUAUCUCAAUUGGCAUUUUCUAGUAGAUCUCAGUCUGUUUUGCCCCAAAUGCCUUCUCCCAUCUCUGGGAUGUGGAAAGACUGUGUUGGUCCUCGAAUGGCAGGACAUUCUAUUCCAAGAGAGGGUGACAUUGAUACCAGCUUGAGACCUGGCAAUUGGGAUAAUUCUUGGCAACCGACAAGGUCUGGGGUUCUGAACUGUGAUCCAAGUAGAACUGGAGAUAUCUUUCCUCAUGAUGAAAUUCGCUACAUGUUUGAACCCCUAUUUAUUCUUGCUGAACCAGGUUCUCCAGAACAUGGUAUUUCAGUUAUUGGUAGCCCCGGUUCAGAAACUUCCAAGGCAUUGGCAGAUGACAGUAGUGGUAACCAUGUGCAGAGUACAAGUACAUCUGGGAGUGUGGAUUCUGCUUCAAGCAUUGAUGGAUCUGGGUCUGAUCAAAAGACUCAUCCAAGCUUACAUUGUUGCUAUGGAUGGACGGAGGACUGGCGUUGGCUUGUAUGCAUCUGGACAGAUUCAAGGGGGGAAUUGCUCGACACUAAUAUAUUUCCCUUUGGUGGAAUAAGCAGUAGGCAGGAUACAAAAGGUCUACAGUGCCUUUUUGGUCAAGUUCUUCAACAAGGUUGUCUGAUACUUCAAUCUUGUGAGCCUGGUCUUGCAAAGCCUCGGGAUUUUGUGAUAGCACGCAUUGGAGGCUUCUAUGAGCUUGAGUACCUAGAGUGGCAGAAAGCCAUUUAUUCAGCUGGUGGAUCUGAGAUGAAAAGAUGGCCCCUGCAACUCCGUAAGUCUCUGUCUGAUGGGAUGUCCUCAAAUAGUAAUGGUUCUUCUAUGCAACAACCAGAUAUGAGUUUGAUCCCAGAAAGAACUCUUCCUUCCUCCCCUAGUCCAUUGUACAGCCCUCAUCCGAAACCAACUGGUUUUAUAAAAGGCAAUUUAGGGCAAUCUGCUUCAAGGAAGCAGGUAAUGGGUGGACAUUCUAUGGUUGAAAAUUCAAGGGGUUUGCUCCAUUGGGCACAAAGCAUUAGUUUUGUUGCAAUUUCUAUGGACCAUACGCUACAACCAGUUCUCCCAGCCGAUUCAUCAUCUCCUGGUAAUGUAGAAGGGUUCACUCCAGUGAAGUCUCUUGGUUCUGCAUCGUCUGCAUAUGUUAUAAUUCCUUCUCCCAGCAUGCGGUUCCUUCCUCCAACAGCUCUUCAACUACCCACAUGCCUCACUGCUGAGUCUCCGCCUCUAGCUCAUUUGCUUCACAGCAAGGGUUCUGCACUUCCGUUCUCCACAGGAUUUGUGGUUUCAAAAGCAGUUGCUUCCAUGAGGAAGGACUAUCGAAGCAACCUGAAAGAAGAAUGGCCUUCAGUACUUUCAGUUAGCCUAAUCGAUUAUUAUGGAUGCUCUAACAUCACCCAAGAGAAGUUUGUUCGAGGAAUUAACAAGCAGGGUGGUAGAGGUUUGAGCUGGGAAGCUAAAGAUUUUGAAACUGAGACACACUUGAUUCUGGAAUCCCUUGCAGCAGAGCUUCAUGCCUUGUCAUGGAUGACAGUCAGCCCCGCAUACCUAGAACGAAGAACGGCACUUCCAUUCCAUUGUGACAUGGUUCUAAGACUAAGGCGACUUCUUCACUUUGCUGAUAAAGAGCUCCAUAAGAAGACAGAGAAAUCUUGA